UGAAGUAUCUUGUCACACGGUGUCUCUGUGACGUCGAGUACGUCGUGGGAUGACGUGGGCGCGACGCAGGACGAGACCAAACGCCAGCAGGAAGAGGACAACGUCCACUUGCGUGCAGCCGCUAUUAACCUUGCCGUGGACGCCGAAGAGCGUAGCGUCCAGACAGAGAAAACAUGGCCACCGCCAUGCCGCACUUAUCAACCAGCUCAGGAAUGAGGUUGUCAAAAGAGCAUUUUCUGGUCGCUCUGCCCGUGGCGGUUGUCGCGGCCGCGGGAGGCUUCCUGGUCAGUCGUUACUUGAGCGGGCGGAGCUGCAAAAAGGGCCUGGUGAACACGUGCAUCAACAAAGAUAGUCCCAAAGUGGUGCACAGUUUUGACAUGGAGGACAUUGGCUCCAAGGCUGUGUACUGCCGCUGCUGGAAGUCGAAGAAGUUCCCUUACUGCGACGGCGCCCACAGCAAGCACAACGAGGAAACCGGCGACAACGUGGGCCCCCUCAUCAUCAAGAAGAGGGACGUCUGAGCCCACCGAUCCCGACUUCGGGGCGCCCCGACCCCCGUAUUGUCCGCGCCGCGUCACGACAUCGCGAGGACACUUUAACGGUAUUAUGUUGUCAUAACAGAUCACACAGGCCUCAGUAGAAUCUGCUAACCCACAAAUUGAUAUGAAAGUAUUAUGUGUGUGAGCGCUAUGGAAUGAUGAACGGUCAGAUGUAGCGCUGUUCAUGCCUUGACCCACUUUGGAAUGAUUUGUGUCCCGAGUUAUACCGAAAGAACUGAACGCUUGUAAUCAUUUCAGUUCCAAGACACACUACAAAGACGAUUGUUGCUUGUUUUCUUUUUUUUUUUUUUUGCUAAGCUAAGAAAUAAACGUUUGUCUUAAAUCAUCUCCUUCGGAUCCUGACAAGUAUCGAUGAACCAUAAUCAGUCACUGUGCGUAUUCUUGACCAGUGUGUGCUCAAAACUGAACUCUGCUUAUCAAAUUUGACCUUUUCUUGAGUUUUUCUACUGUUCCCCGUGUGUCCCAUUUUCAGGAUUUGUUUUUCUGUAUCGUGCGAAUAAAAGUUUUUCUUUUUGGCGGAACUCA
This is a messenger RNA of Syngnathoides biaculeatus (alligator pipefish), 1085 nucleotides long. RefSeq lists its product as uncharacterized. Gene Ontology annotation, molecular function: 2 iron, 2 sulfur cluster binding. Gene Ontology annotation, biological process: regulation of autophagy. Bases 174 to 521 code for a protein of 115 amino acids. NCBI's taxonomy places the organism in Eukaryota, Metazoa, Chordata, Actinopteri, Syngnathiformes, Syngnathidae. The record is from RefSeq and is a predicted model, not a curated record. The transcript is spliced from 3 exons. Gene Ontology annotation, cellular component: intracellular membrane-bounded organelle; mitochondrial outer membrane.